UCUCUUUUUUGCUCUUUCCUCUCUCUUCUGCACAAUCUUACUCUGAUGAUACUGCAAUUGACUGCAAUGAUCCACGCAUUCGUUUCACUGCGCGAGAUAAACAAGUCGAUGGACAGUUUUAUGUCCGUAUUAUCGCGUCGCGCACAAUUUCAUCAAUCAUCGCGCAUUCCGCGAGUGGAACGGAAGAGAAAACUGCGACGAGAGAGAGAGAGAGAGAGAGAGACGUAUCCGUUUGGAUCUCUCGAUGAUGUUUGUAUCACGGGAACCGAAACCGACGAGGACGUAAUCCCGACCGGGCCGAUGCCGAAAAAUAAAGAAAACAGCAAGCGAAAAAAGCAAAUGGAGGACGAGGGCGACGAGGAUUAUCGAAAGCGGCGAGAUCGGAAUAACCAGGCUGUGAAACGAUCGAGAGUGAAGAGUAAAUUACGUACACAACAAACCUUGGAACGAGUAAAUCAAUUAAAAACGGAAAACGAAUUGUUGGAGGAGAAAAUUAAAAUGCUCACCAAGGAGCUUGGGUUUCUCAAGGAUCUUUUUAUUGCACACGCAGGAGGAGGUUCUGGUCAACACUCGAUGAACAUUCAAGAUCUAGAUCUGAAUUCUCUCCUGGCGGAAGAAAAAUCGACGGAAGAGUCAUCGGUUGUAAAGACGUCAGUUAUCAGGUCGACCUCCAAGCUGUAAACCUAUAUAAGCUCCACGUGAAGAAAUCAGCGUGGUAUUAAAUUUGAAAAACGCGAGACAGUAUUUUGUCUUUGACUCGCUCGAUCAAAACAGAGACAGUGGACAUCUUGGAAAGAUGUUGACUUGAAAUUCAUUGAAAAAGAUUCUAGAUGCGAAGAGCGUUUUCCGAAGGCGGGUUUUCCAAGUUGCAGUGCAUCGUCAGUAAAUUAUCGUCAGUUAAAUUUACAACUUGUCGAAAACUGAUGGAGGCAAGAGUGAUGCAACUAUCGCAUACAACUCACGAUAAAUUUGAGUACGAAAGUAUUCAUUUUAAUUGUUAGCCAGUGGUGAAAAAGUAAUGUGUGUGUGUGUGUGUGUGUG
Messenger RNA from Trachymyrmex septentrionalis, 1041 nucleotides. RefSeq names its product CCAAT/enhancer-binding protein gamma (gene Irbp18). The coding region runs from base 46 to 681 and encodes 211 amino acids. The transcript has 4 exons. Gene Ontology annotation, molecular function: RNA polymerase II cis-regulatory region sequence-specific DNA binding; DNA-binding transcription factor activity, RNA polymerase II-specific. Lineage: Eukaryota; Metazoa; Arthropoda; Insecta; Hymenoptera; Formicidae. The record is from RefSeq and is a predicted model, not a curated record. Gene Ontology annotation, biological process: regulation of transcription by RNA polymerase II; DNA-templated transcription.